AUGGAUAACAGCAGCUUGGGAUUGCACCAUGAUGCUAAUGCAUCUCUUCAGACUGAACUUCAGUCCUGUACUACACUGAGGAAUCAGGCUUCUCGCAUUUUUCUGUAUGGCUUCUUCUCUAUAGGCAUUGUUUGCACAGUGGUGGGCAACUUCCUAGUGGUCUUGUCCAUUGCUUACUUCAAGCAGUUGCAGUCACCCACAAACUCCUUCGUCAUGUCCCUGGCUGUGGCUGACUGCCUUGUUGGCCUGGUAGUGAUGCCAUAUAGUAUGAUUCGGACCGUAGAAGGGUGCUGGUACUUUGGUGUCCUUUUUUGUAAGCUUCAUUCUAGCCUAGAUGUCAUGCUCUGCACUGCCUCCAUAUUCCAUCUCAGCUGUAUUGCCUUUGACCGCUAUUACGCUGUCUGCAACCCACUAGUUUACUCCUUAAAGAUGUCCCACAAUCGUGUAAUUCUCCUCAUUGUCGUAUGUUGGGCUGUUCCAAUGCUCAUUUCCUUUGGUCCCAUAAUGCUAGAUCUCCAUAUUGCCGGUGUGAACAUCCUGCUCCCUGAAAACGUAUGUGUCUUCUUGGUCAAUCGCAUUUAUGCUGUCAUGGCUUCCUUGGUAGCCUUCUACCUGCCUAUGGCGACUAUGUUGGUGGCCUACUGGAAGAUCUUCAAAGCUGCCAAACGACAGGCCAGGCAGAUCAGCGCCAUGGAAAGCCAGAUGGCUGCUGGAGUGGGCAAAGACUCGAGCAAGAAACAACGACAUAGGAAUACCAUGAAGAGAGAGGGAAAGGCAGCAAAAACUUUAGGUAUCAUUAUGGGAGUUUUCCUAAUCUUCUGGAUGCCCUUCUUUACAGUCAACAUUGUGGACCCUUUCAUUGAAUACAGCACGGAGGUGGUCAUCUGGGAUAUAUUUUUGUGGCUAGGAUAUAUCAACUCAUCCCUAAAUCCCUUCCUGUAUGGUUUUUUUAACCGUUCCUUCCGUAGGGCGUUCCUCAUGUUCAUGGGCUGUAGAGUAUGCCUGCCUGGAUCCUCCCCUGGGAUGGACCUAUCGCAUACUAGGAAAGAGGCCAAUGAACGUGCAGAUCAACCAUAA
Scomber japonicus (chub mackerel) is the source of this 1077-nucleotide messenger RNA. RefSeq names its product 5-hydroxytryptamine receptor 4. Gene Ontology annotation, biological process: adenylate cyclase-activating adrenergic receptor signaling pathway. NCBI's taxonomy places the organism in Eukaryota, Metazoa, Chordata, Actinopteri, Scombriformes, Scombridae. Gene Ontology annotation, molecular function: trace-amine receptor activity. The record is from RefSeq and is a predicted model, not a curated record. The transcript has a single exon. Gene Ontology annotation, cellular component: membrane. Bases 1 to 1077 code for a protein of 358 amino acids.